Molecule: messenger RNA, 4075 nt
Organism: Papaver somniferum (opium poppy)
Lineage: Eukaryota; Viridiplantae; Streptophyta; Magnoliopsida; Ranunculales; Papaveraceae
Product: structural maintenance of chromosomes protein 2-1-like
Exons: 20
Coding region: 327-3845 (1172 amino acids)
Biological process (GO): chromosome organization
Cellular component (GO): chromosome
Molecular function (GO): ATP binding; protein binding; ATP hydrolysis activity
Source: RefSeq, a predicted model, not a curated record
AGACCCCAAGAAAACCCUUCCAUUUCAAAGUUUCGGUCUUUAACCUGGUGCCGAUUCUACCAUACGCUGUUUCGCUAACCGAUCUAUGCUUUCAAACUCAGAGCCCUUUCUCUCCAUCUAUCACCAUCUGUCUCCAUUUCUGAUUUUAGGGUUUUAGGUCAUUAGAUUUUACUUUACUUUCUUACGAUUUGGUUAAUUUAAGCAGGUGAAAAUCAGUUCUAGGGUUUCAAUUUCUGAAACCCGCAUCUGAUUUAUUCACUUUGCAUAGGUCUUACUACAACUUCUACUAGAUUUAGGGUUUUUGUGAACUCCAGAACAAAGGAGAAAUGUAUAUCAAGGAGAUUUGUUUAGAGGGGUUCAAGUCGUAUGCGACGAGAACAGUUGUACCUGGAUUUGAUCCAUUAUUUAAUGCUAUUACGGGCCUAAAUGGUUCAGGAAAAUCAAAUAUUCUUGAUUCUAUUUGUUUCGUGCUUGGAAUCACGAAUUUGCAACAAGUACGGGCUGCGAAUCUUCAGGAAUUGGUGUAUAAGCAAGGCCAAGCUGGAAUUACUAAAGCGACUGUUUCAGUUGUUUUUGAUAAUUCGGAUAGAAAUCGAAGUCCUCUUGGUUACGAGGAUAAUCGAGAAAUAACAGUUACAAGACAGAUUGUGGUUGGUGGGAGAAACAAGUACCUUAUCAAUGGCCGUGUUGCACAACCUAAGCAAGUUCAGAAUCUAUUUCAUUCAGUGCAGCUCAAUGUUAACAAUCCGCAUUUCUUAAUUAUGCAAGGGCGCAUCACAAAGGUUUUGAACAUGAAACCUCCUGAGAUUUUAUCUAUGCUUGAAGAGGCUGCUGGAACAAGAAUGUACGAGACCAAGAAGGAGGAUGCUUUAAAGACACUUGAGAAGAAGCAGAGCAAAGUUGAUGAGAUUGACAGGCUUCUUGAUAGCGAAAUACUACCUGCUUUGGAGAAGCUGAGGAAAGAAAAGUGUCAGUACAUGCAGUGGGCCAAUGGUAAUGCUGAACUAGAUAGGCUAAGAAGGUUCUGCGUUGCUUUUGAUUUUGUUCAGGCAGAGCGGACAAGAGAUAAUGCUGUCAAUGGGGUGGAGCAAAUAAAGGCCAGCAUAACUCAGAUUGAUACUGAUACAGAAACUAUAAAGUUAAAUAUUCAGGAUAUGGAGACGAACAUAUCAAACUUGACUGCUGAAAAAGAUGCUAUCUUGGGUGGUGAGGUAAAAAAAUUGUCCGAAAAGGUGGAUACUUUGUCUUGCGACCUUGUGAAGGCAACAUCUGUAUUGAAAAAUCAAGAGGAUUCCCUUAGGGCAGAAAAAAAGAAUGCCGAAAAGCAUGCAAAAAGUAUUGAAGAUAUUAAAAGGUCAAUUGAGGAAAGGGAUUCCGCUGUUAGAAAGGCUGAAGAUGGAGCUGCAGAUCUCAAAAAGAGAUGUAGUGACCUCUCUAAGAAUUUGGAAGAUUAUGAAAAGGAGUACCAGGGUGUGCUUGCGGGUAAGAGCAGUGGGAAUGAGGAUAAGUGCAUGGAGGACCAAUUAGCUGAUGCUAAAGCUGCUGUUGGUACAGCUGAAACCGAAUUGAAACAGCUGAAAACAAAAAUUAGCCACUGUGAGAAGGAGCUGGUUGAGAAAAGGCAGCAGUUGAAGACUAAGGGCGCAGAAGCUGUUGCUGUAGAGAAUGGACUUCGGAAUUAUAAAACAGAUAUAGAGAAGAUUAAAACGGCUCUUGAAUCUGUUCCCUACAAUGAGGGUCAGAUGGAAGCUCUGCAAAAGGACCGACAGUUAGAGUUAGAGGUGGUGCAAAAGUUGAGGGAGGAGACCCGGAAUUUGUCAGGUCAAUCUGCAAGGGCUCAAUUCACAUACAGCGAUCCAGUGAAGAAUUUUGACAGGUCAAAGGUAAAAGGCAGAUUUGCAAAGCUCAUUAAAGCGAAGGAUAGUUCCACAUUGACUGCCUUGGAGGUUGUAGCAGGAGGCAAACUAUAUAAUGUUGUUGUAGACAAUGAAGAUACAGGUGCACAACUAAUCGAGAGAGGUCGUCUUCCAAACAGAGUAACCAUUGUACCACUGAACAAAAUCCAGCGCAAUAUUCUUCCCCAACAGAUACUGCAGAACGCUGUGAAUUUGGUUCAUGGGAAUGCAGAAAUUGCUCUGUCUUUGGUUGUGUAUGAUGAGGAAGUUAAGGCGGCAGUAGAACAUGUGUUCGGUUCAAGCUUUGUUUGUAAAACUAGUGAUGCUGCAAAGCAGGUGAAUCAGAAAUUCGAUAAAUCAUGUGUUACUCUUCAAGGUGAUAUUUUUCGGCCAGGUGGGCUUGUGACUGGUGGUCAUCGCAAAAAUGAUCAGGAAUUGUUAAGGAUUCUUCAUGCCUUGGCAGAAGCAGAAUCAAAGCUUUCGUUUCAUGAGAAGAGACUAAUGGAAAUUGAGAACAAGAUUUCCCAGCUACAACCUCUUCAAAAAAAGUUCAUGGACCUUAAAUCUCAGUUAGAACUGAAGUCUUAUGAGCUUUCACUGUUCCAAAGCAGAGCUGAGCAAAAUGAGCACCACAAGCUAGCUGAAUUAGUAAAAAAGUUAGAGCAGGAGCUUGAUGAAGCAAAGCAGAGCGUAAAAGAUAAACAACUGCUGUAUGACAAGUGUUUAUCUACCGUUUCCUUGCUUGAAAAAUCUAUUAAGGAACAUACUAAUAAACGGGAGAGCAAACUUAAGGAUUUAGACAAAAAGAUUAAGGCAACAAAAGUUAAGAUGCAGUCUUCUUCCAAGGAUCUCAAGGAAUAUGAAAAUGAGAGAGAGAGGCUCAUUAUGGAAAAGGAAGCUGUUAUUCAAGAGCAUGCCUCCCUGGAAACUCAAGUAGCUGAUCUAGAGGCUCAGAUUAGCAGUCUCGCAGUUGAUGUGGAUAAACAUAGAGCCAAGGUCAAUUCCAUCAAUGAUGAUCUCGAUCAAGCUCAAUCUGAACUCAAUUCGGUACGUGCGAAGAUGAAAGAGUGUGAUUCUCAAAUUAGUGGCAUAGUGAAGGAGCAGCAGAAUCUUCAACAUAAACUUUCUGAGGCAAAUCUGGAGAGAAAGAAAAUGGAAAAUGAGGUGAAACGAAUGGAGAUGGAGCAGAAAGACUGUUCGUUGAGGGUUGAUAAGCUCUUAGAGAAGCAUAGCUGGAUUGCUGCUGAGAAGCAACUUUUUGGAAAAAGUGGGACUGAUUAUGAUUUCUCUUCUUGCAACCCUCACAAAUCAAGAGAGGAAUUGGAAAAACUCCAAGCUGAUCAAUCAAGUCUCGAGAAGAGAGUCAAUAAGAAAGUCAUGGCAAUGUUUGAGAAAGCAGAAGAUGAAUACAACGACUUAAUAUCCAAGAAAAACAUAAUUGAGAAUGAUAAAUCAAAGAUCAAGAUGGUUAUUGAAGAGCUAGAUGAGAAGAAAAAGGAGACACUAAAAGUUACAUGGGCUAAAGUUACCAAGGAUUUUGGAUCCAUCUUUUCUACCCUAUUACCUGGCACCAUGGCUAAACUGGAGCCUCCUGAAGGAUGUAAUUUCUUAGAUGGUCUUGAGGUUCGUGUUGCAUUUGGAACCGUGUGGAAGCAGUCCCUGUCCGAGCUUAGUGGAGGGCAACGAUCUCUGCUUGCCCUUUCUCUCAUUUUGGCAUUGCUUCUCUUUAAACCAGCACCACUUUAUAUUCUUGACGAGGUUGAUGCUGCCCUUGAUCUCAGCCACACUCAGAAUAUCGGAAGGAUGAUCAAAAGUCAUUUUCCACAUUCCCAGUUCAUUGUGGUAUCCUUGAAAGAAGGGAUGUUUAACAACGCAAAUGUCCUUUUCCGUACCAAAUUCGUCGAUGGUGUUUCCACAGUUCAGAGAACUGUCGCUCCAAAGCAGAGGUGAUACAUUCAUCUGCACUCAAAUUACACCAGAACAUUCGUGCGAAGGAACUCAAGUUACGUUUAUGGUGACAACUGACAACCUUCUAUAACCUGGUUUAGACUCUGUAAUAUAAUGAUUGUAACAUGUGAUUAUUUUGGGACAAAUUCACUAAAGAUAUUGGUUGCUAUACCAUUUAUGACCCAUGUAAAUGGCAUGCUUAAACUUUUAAUCUGAAGAUCUUUUUCCCUGCA